AUGGGGAAGUUGUCAGACUUUUUUCUUCUUAUCCAGGGCGUGAAGCCAGCUGUGUCACAAGCGGUGUCUCAGGGGACCUACAGUGACCUGUUGUCUGUGAUUGAGGAGAUGGGCAGAGAGAUCAGACCCACCUAUGCUGGAAGCAAAAGUGCCAUGGAGAGAUUAAAAAGAGGUAUAAUCCACGCUAGAGCUCUCGUGAGAGAGUGUCUCGCUGAAACAGAACGCAAUGCUCGUACGUGACCUCAUUCCAGCUCUGCACUUUCUAUUUUUUUCCUCCUCCCUUUUUUUCUUUUUUUAAUCUAUAAAAAAAAAUAAAGUUGCUCUUUAUUAUGUUUUA
Rana temporaria (common frog) is the source of this 337-nucleotide messenger RNA. RefSeq names its product cyclin-dependent kinase 2-associated protein 2-like. The record is from RefSeq and is a predicted model, not a curated record. Gene Ontology annotation, cellular component: cytoplasm; microtubule; nucleus. Gene Ontology annotation, biological process: regulation of microtubule cytoskeleton organization; negative regulation of G1/S transition of mitotic cell cycle. NCBI's taxonomy places the organism in Eukaryota, Metazoa, Chordata, Amphibia, Anura, Ranidae. The transcript is spliced from 3 exons. Bases 1 to 240 code for a protein of 79 amino acids.